Molecule: messenger RNA, 1452 nt
Organism: Phaeodactylum tricornutum CCAP 1055/1
Lineage: Eukaryota; Bacillariophyta; Bacillariophyceae; Surirellales; Neidiaceae
Exons: 3
Coding region: 112-1452 (446 amino acids)
Source: RefSeq, a predicted model, not a curated record
CGAUUCGGGUCGGACAAGGGGAGAAGAUGACCCCCGUUGGCUUGGGUAUUUUGUACAUAUAUACACACACUAUACACACACACACACGUGUAUACACACUACACACACGCCAUGCGUGAGGAUCCUUUAGAGUCGAGCACACGGUCGGUGGUUUCGGUACGUUCGCGGGAACGACGGAAACCGGGGUUGACCAACGCUCGGAAUCGGACGUCCCGUUGCAUGACGGGUCUCCUCGUCGGACUCGCCGGACUAAUGCUUCUUUCUCUGACACAAAUGGUACGCUUACACCGGGAACCGUUGGUAGGCAUGGGGGGCCUUUCCUCUCUGCCUUGGAGCAACGGUGAAUGGAAGCUAGGGCAACAACAACAACAACAACAACAACAACAACAACGCCAUCGAAUCGGCGACGACAAUCACACGGCACACAACAACGACCAAACGGCACUGCGCCUCCCGCGUCUGGCCUCUCCCAACACGACCACGAAUCACAGCGAUACGAUGAUCGUUCUGGAUCAGCAGCUAUCCUUUCCGGAAGACAAGCGUGUCAUUCUGGAGGUACUCCGCGCGGCUGGCGUCACCUCGAUCCAGGCCCCGUCCUGGGAACUCCUCCCCGAUACCCGCACACUCACCACACUCUACGGUCCCAUUGAUCAACCCAUUGUCCUAGGUCUUGAAACAUGUCAAGCCUUCCGCGACGCCAUACCCCAGGCGGAACGGUACGUCGCACCCGCCGGAAUGUUCAACACCGGAACCAACGCCUUGGAACGACACUUGACCAACAACGUUUUCGGUGUACAAAAAGCCUGGCAAGUUCCGUGGGGCAAACACCGGACCGAAAGCAAACGAUUGCAUCACGCCGCCGUGUCCCUGGAAGGAAUCAAUCAAACGGCAGUCUUGCCUAUUGUCGUUAUACGGGAUCCAUUCUUUUGGAUGCAAAGCAUGUGCAAACAUCCCUACGCCGCCAAAUGGGCCCGCGGCGCGCAACGCUGUCCGGGUUUAAAAACGCUGCCUCGAGAUUUCAGACGCUUUAGCGCCGAUAAGCUGCCCCGCAAUCAAACCAGCUUUCGCGUCAAGGUCAUUUUUAGCGCCACCGAUGUACAAUUUUGGGAUUCGCUCGUACAUUUAUGGAGUCGAUGGUACCGCGAUUACUGGGAGGCACCCUACCCACGUUUGAUGAUCCGUUUCGAAGACUUGCUGCUGCAUUCCGACGACAUUGUCCAAAGCAUUGCGGAAUGCGUGGGCGGUACCGCCAACCGCAACCACGUGGUGGAAACGGGGACGAGCAAGAACCACGGUAGCGGCGCGGACUUUGUCAAGGCCGUGAUCAAAACGGGAGACUUGGGAAUGCGGCUCAAACACUUGACCCAACCCGAUCUUCACUACGCGACCGAACACUUGGAUGCCGAACUGAUGCAAGCAUUUCGAUACAAUCUUUCCACAGUCAAUAGAUAG